AUGCCCGACCGAAAGAGAUACCUGAAACGACGCUGGCAGAACCUGGGAUCAGCUGCGAAGAAGAAGCUUCGUCUGCCGAUGAAGCGUAAAUCAUCGUUGAGCGAGGACACAAUUACCGAUACCGAAACAGAUGUACUAGCACUUGGAGAUGAAGAAGAAAGACUGUUAAACCACCGUGGAUCAGAUGGCCCUCACACACCCGAGAACAAAAGCUCAUUAUCGUUAACGAGCAUGCUACGUCGCCUAACUCCAUUCAAGAGCUCUUCUCGCCCUGGGCGUACCCACCUUGAUUCCUAUUCAGAAUUUCCAUCGAUAGUACCUCCUGAGGCAGGAACCAAUCCUUUUCCUUCGGCUAGCUAUGCAUCUAUGGAAGAAACUUAUUCAAACGUGUCCACGUCAUCGUCCGAGCAAGGAUGCUCAGACGAAGUCCUGACUGGUCAGUCAUCCAUGGAUCCUAUGGCCUCUCGCCGGAGUAAUAUUUCCGGAGUAUUUGGCGGGCAAGGGGUCGAGGAGGUUGAGGAUGAGGAUAUGGUCAAGCAGAGAGAGAACGCAGCACGGGACAGAGGUGUGUACAAUGGCCAGGGCUUCUUCCUGUACAGCGAGGACUCUGGCAGCUGUGGUACAGAGGAAGAGGUAGUGUUCAGGAACGACAGGCCCGAGGAUAUUUGCGAGGAACACUGGACUGAAGGUGAAGACUGGAGAGAGGAGCACAUACCCAUAGUUCAGGGUUCACCUCUGUCAUUCCCUGAAAUAUCGACCUCUGCUGGUCUUUCGACGUCCAUUCAGCCACCUAUCGUACUCUCGCAAUAUGUCCCCGGGCAGCCUUUCAUUCCCGACAAUCUUCCCUUCGAACCUCAGAUCACUCCGACACCGUACUGCUGGACGCCGUCUGGCGAGGUCGCUCUUCAGGCACUGAUGGACGUCACCACGAUUCUGAGCCCACGUCGAGUGAGCGGAAAGGGCUAUAAACCUUUCCCGUUCCCUGGCGAUGAGGUUUUGCGACGACGGCUGAUGAUGAUACAAAUGCACCUACGUACCUUCACGUCUACCAACCAGAGACUGCAUCGACCAUGGACGGCCGCUUCACUCGAUACUGCUGUUCACUUCGCUAGAGGCCCGUGGACCGCUAGAAGAAUCCGUGAAUGGACCCGAGCAUUCAUCGAGGACCGCGAUAACCUUCCCUUCAAUCUUUACGGCACCUGGAGCACGAGUUUACUCGACGAGGGCGAGCUCGCUCAAGAGAUCUUUGCUCACCUUCAAUCAAUCGGCAAAUAUGUCCGUGCCCAGGACAUAUGCGACUAUCUCGCCACACCGGAUGUCAAGGCGAGAUAUAACCUGACACACACAAUCUCUCUCACGACUGCCCAACGCUGGAUGCAUCUCAUGGACUAUCGCUGGACGAAACGCCCGGAUGGUCAAUAUGUCGAUGGACACGAACGAGAGGACGUUGUUGCUUACCGUCAAGAGAAAUACCUGCCCACACUGGCCGAACUCUCUCGAAACAUCAGAUUCUGGGACGACUCACUCCAAGAGGCACGGGGAGGGCCUGAGGCUGUAUGGGUAGUGAUUUGGUGGCAGGACGAGAGUACGUUCUAUAUGAACGAUCGUAGAAUCGUGCGAUGGGUCCACAAGAGCGAGACAGCAGAGCCAAAGCCAAAGACCGAAGGCACAUCUCUUAUGGUUGCGGAUUUCGUAUCUGCAGAUUUCGGAUUCCUGCGUUCGCCAGAUGGAGUAGAUUCAGCCCAGGUUUUCGUCCGUGCGGGAAAGAACAAGGACGGUUACAUCACCUGCGAGGAUAUCUGCGACCACGCAACAACUGCAAUGGAUAUUUGCAGCAAGCACUGGCCCAACGUGAAACAUGUCUUCGCCUACGAUAACGCACCGUCUCACGUUAAGCGUCCGGAUGGCGCCCUAUCCGCUCGUCGUAUGCCAAAGGGUCCGAGCGCUACAUACUUUGCAGAGCGAAACGUCUUCGACUCGCACGGCAAGCGUCUCUACGAUGAGCACGGAAAACUCAGGAAAAUUAGGGAUGUACAGUAUACCGGAGCAAUUCAUAACGGCGUACCUCAGUCCCUCUAUUUCCCCGACGAUCAUCCCACUCACCCAGGCCAGUUCAAGGGAAUGGCCGCUAUCCUCAUCGAGCGUGGUUUCGACAAUGCCGCCAACCUGCGAGCCGAAUGCAAGAACUUCAAGUGUGCACCGUCUCUGGACAAGUCACGUCGACUAUGUUGCUGUCGCCGGAUCCUUUACGAAGAGCCCGACUUCGUUGGAGUUGAGACGCAGCUCGAGUUACACUGCAAGAAGCGUGGAUUCCAGGUGAUCUUCUUGCCGAAGUUUCACUGUGAGUUGAAUCCGAUUGAGCAGUGUUGGGGGGCUGCAAAGAGGAGGUAUAGAGAGAUGCCCAAGACGACGAAGGAGCAUGAGUUCGAGGGGUAUGUGAAGAGCGCUUUGAACGAGGUCGCAAGCGAUCUCGUCAUGAUUCGCAAAUUCGUCGCUCGCUCGUUCAGGUUUGCAGAAGCGUACCGCAUCGGUGCUGACGAUCAAAGUGUUCAAGUUAUCAUGUUGUAG
This is a messenger RNA of Stereum hirsutum FP-91666 SS1, 2568 nucleotides long. RefSeq lists its product as uncharacterized. Gene Ontology annotation, molecular function: nucleic acid binding. NCBI's taxonomy places the organism in Eukaryota, Fungi, Basidiomycota, Agaricomycetes, Russulales, Stereaceae. The transcript has 4 exons. Bases 1 to 2568 code for a protein of 855 amino acids. The record is from RefSeq and is a predicted model, not a curated record.